Messenger RNA from Saccharomyces paradoxus, 315 nucleotides. It is a transcript of the gene TRX2, whose product is annotated as thioredoxin TRX2. The record is from RefSeq and is a predicted model, not a curated record. NCBI's taxonomy places the organism in Eukaryota, Fungi, Ascomycota, Saccharomycetes, Saccharomycetales, Saccharomycetaceae. The transcript has a single exon. Gene Ontology annotation, molecular function: protein-disulfide reductase activity. Bases 1 to 315 code for a protein of 104 amino acids.
AUGGUCACUCAAUUAAAAUCCGCUUCUGAAUACGACAAUGCUUUGGCAUCCGGCGACAAAUUAGUCGUUGUUGACUUUUUUGCCACAUGGUGUGGUCCAUGUAAGAUGAUUGCCCCAAUGAUUGAAAAGUUCUCGGAACAAUAUUCUGAUGCUACUUUUUACAAAUUGGAUGUUGAUGAGGUCUCAGAUGUUGCUCAAAAGGCUGAAGUCUCUUCCAUGCCUACCCUGAUCUUCUACAAGAGCGGUAAGGAGGUUACCAGAGUCGUUGGUGCCAACCCAGCUGCUAUCAAGCAAGCUAUUGCUUCCAACGUAUAG